UUUUGAGACGUAAAAAUGGCAUUCAAUUACCACUGAGUUUAUUUAAAGCUGAGUUUUUCAACUAUUGAGGCCAGAAUAUUUGUGAUGGAGAGAGCGGCAAGCAGACCAAAUUUCUUGACCCCAUAUUGCCACCCAACACAAGCCUUUCCAAUGGCCCAGUGAAAUAAAUGGCCAUUCAAGUCUGACAUGAUCACUAAAAUGUAGGGAAUCAAUGAUCUAACACUAGUACACUACCAACCCAACCUCUUCAAUUCAUUUCCAUAUUUUUCUCUCAAACAAACUAAAGUACUAAAAGGCGGUUCCUUUGACCCUUCUGGGCAAUCUUCAAGAACAAGAAACAUGGCGUCUUCUGCUCCUUUGAACUUGUCGGACAGAAGAAAAGGUAGGAGAAGAGCCAGCGCUGAUGACGCGGCGGCUCUGGUGAAAGCGGCGGCGUGGGCAUGGUAUGAACAUGGGUCAGGGUCGGAACGGCCGUUGCGUGAAAUGGAUUAUCAGCUGGAAAGGACUGAAAAGAUUAUUCAGAGACCUUCCAGGUAUAAGCUGGAAGCUAUAAGGGAAGUAGAAGAAGGCAAAAGAAUGGCGAAUCAUCAUCAACGCUCAAGUUCGACGAUUCCGAUGAUAUUGUCGUCGUCCCCUACCCCACCUACCCACACUUAUAUCUCCACCCUUCUCGACAAGUACGAGAUUCAGCGAAUAUCGCUGCAGCUGGACCGCUACAUAGAAAACAGCCACGGUGACUACUGUUACGGCGUUCUCGGCAACGCUACUGAUCGCCGGAGAGUGGCGUCGGUGUCGGAGAGUGGGACCAGCAGCGAAAGGAAGACCAAGAAGCCGCCGCCGCCGUCGUCGUUUAAGGGGUUUUGGCUGAGGCAUGCAGCGGUGUGUGGGUCGAGCAGUACUGAUGUGGUGGAAACUGGAAGCGUUGGCCGUUCAUCACGGUGGCCGCCGAGAGGGAAGCGUGUUUUUCCGGCGGUGAAGACCGUCGGGUGUGGACCACGGCCAUCUUGCAUCUAGCGAAACUUGGCUACUAGCCUUUGUAAGUGUCACGUUGUUUCUUUAUCGUACGGUGAAUAUAACCGUGUUCUACUGUAUUUUCAAAAUUUAUCUCAUUUUUACAUGAUGUAGCAAAUAAAUAUUUGAUAUUUUUAUCAUAUGGAUUUCAGAAAAAAUUUCUAUAUCAAAAAUUUGUGAGAAAAAUAGACAUUAAGAAUAAAAAAUAAGAGUUCAAGUAGUAUUUUUCAUAUAUUACUGUCUAAGUUUGAGGUUGAAGUUUAAAAAUAUGUUAGAAUGUAUUCAAAUAUUUUCUGUAAUAAUUAAAGUAAAUGAUACUUAUAUUCAAAUUUAAUUG
Messenger RNA from Ipomoea nil (Japanese morning glory), 1348 nucleotides. RefSeq lists its product as uncharacterized. The record is from RefSeq and is a predicted model, not a curated record. The transcript has 2 exons. Lineage: Eukaryota; Viridiplantae; Streptophyta; Magnoliopsida; Solanales; Convolvulaceae. Bases 340 to 1014 code for a protein of 224 amino acids.